GGGUCGUCUCCUGCAGCCGACAUCCUGGUCUACAUCAACGACAGCUGCGUGCUGGGCCGCUCUCAUAAAGAGGUGGUGGAGAUGCUGAAGUCGGUGCCGAUGGGUCAGAGUGUGGACGUGGUGCUGAGGAGAGGAUACCCGAUGCUCUACAACCCCGACGGGUGUCCCAAGCAGAGUCUGGAGACGCCGCAGACCCUCAGCGAGCCCUCCAACCCCCCCACUCUCAACAGAGGCCCAGCACACCUCACCUACAGCUGCACGCUGGAUUCCAACGGCAGCACAUCAGGAAUGGGGAAGACCCCGCCCUCCUAUCCUGCUCAGCCCAUGACAAAUGGGCUGACAGGCCCGCCCACUCCCAUUUCCUCUGAUCCACCACUGGGUCCACCGCCUCCAGACGUGACAGCAGCCAAUCACAGUGACUCUGAUGGCGGCUUGUCCAGCGCUGGAACUCGAAGGUCUUCCUUGAUUCGCUACAACAGCAGCACCCUCCCCACCCUCUCCUCCUCCUCCCUCCUCCACCAUCAGAGCUCCAAGUCGUCAGAGAGUGACCUGUCCACGUCCACACUCCCCAUCUCCUCCUCCACCCUCCCCAUCAUGUCCUCAUCCUCCAACACUCUGUCCAAACUGCCCCUCUCUCAGCCUGAGACCGCCCUCCACCAGAACUCCACCAGCCCCACCAGCGUUAACAGCCCCCCUCCCUCCGGCACACCACCCGGGGCUCCUGUGCAGCGUUCGCCAAUGCCCCAGACCUCCAUCGCCCUGACCCCACCCAGAGACAUCCCACCUUGUGGCUUUAACGGUUGCCCGGCCAGUCACCAAGCGCCCCCCCUACCCUCCAGAGGAACCUCAGGGCUCGCGCUCCCUCUCGGGGCAGCGCCAGCAGCGUCGGCUUCCAGUGGGGAGCUUGUGCCAGUGGCCCUGGGACGCAGUGAAGGUGGGGGGCUGGGGUUCAGUGUGGCAGCAGGGGGUCAAGGGGGUCAGCUGGCAAUAGUAAGACGUGUCUGGGAUCGACGGCAGUGUCCCUCUCUGCAGACAGGAGAUGCUAUAGUGAAGAUCAACGGAGCGGACGUACAGAGCUUCAGCUUCUCACAGGUGCAGAGAAUCCUGCAGGAACACACCAAGCAGGGGGAGGUGGUGCUGCUGGUCUACAGAGGAGGUCCCGCCUCCUCUCCGGUCGUCACCCCCAACCUCUACAAGCCCCUCCCCUCCCCUCAUGGCCCCACUACCCCCUCUUCAGCUGAAUUGCCUUCACCGUCCACGGGUGCCUUGGUGGGGGGUGUCCCCCCACUCAGCCAGGCUGGCUUGGUCCUCGAGAGUCCCCAGGAGGGCCAUCUACCAGCCCCGGGGACCCACCAAGGGGCCCCUCCUUCCCAGACACCAAACGGACCCCAAGCCUCGGCCCUCAUCCAGAGCACCAGUUUCCUGGACUCGGUUCCUGUGACACUGACCUUGGAGCCACGGGAUUUGCUGGGAGUUCAGGAGAGCGCUGGUGGGCCUCCUGCAAACAGAGGGGGAGGAGCCCUGGGAGCAAUCGCCAAGGACGGGAGUAGGGGUGUAAAGGCGAUGGAGGUGGAACUGAGGAGGCGGCCGGGCGAGGGCUUCGGAUUCGUCAUUGCCUCUCAGGAAGUGACCAACGGGG
Messenger RNA from Paralichthys olivaceus (Japanese flounder), 1639 nucleotides. The record is from RefSeq and is a predicted model, not a curated record. NCBI's taxonomy places the organism in Eukaryota, Metazoa, Chordata, Actinopteri, Pleuronectiformes, Paralichthyidae.